Chroicocephalus ridibundus (black-headed gull) is the source of this 611-nucleotide messenger RNA. Its product is annotated as calmodulin, striated muscle. The transcript has 2 exons. The record is from RefSeq and is a predicted model, not a curated record. Lineage: Eukaryota; Metazoa; Chordata; Aves; Charadriiformes; Laridae. The coding region runs from base 1 to 450 and encodes 149 amino acids. Gene Ontology annotation, molecular function: enzyme regulator activity; calcium ion binding.
AUGGCCGAGCGGCUGUCGGAGGAGAAGAUCGCCGAAUUCAAGGAGGCUUUUUCCCUUUUCGACCGGGAUGGAGACGGUUGCAUCACCACAAAGGAGUUGGGCACCGUCAUGCGUUCGUUAGGGCAAAACCCCACCGAAGCGGAGCUGCAGGACAUGGUGGGGGAGGUGGACGCCGACGGCAGCGGCACCAUCGAUUUCCCCGAGUUCCUCUCGCUGAUGGCGAGGAAGAUGAGGGACACGGACAGCGAGGAAGAGAUCCGCGAGGCUUUCCGGGUCUUUGAUAAGGAUGGCAACGGCUACAUCAGUGCGGCAGAGCUGCGGCACGUCAUGACCAACCUGGGCGAGAAGCUGACGGACGAGGAGGUGGACGAGAUGAUCAAGGAGGCCGACUGCAACAACGACGGGCAGGUCAACUAUGAGGAGUUCGUGAGGAUGAUGACGGAGAAGUGACCCCCCCACACAUACUACCCAUCUCCAACCCCAUCCCCACAGGGAACAGAGGUUGUGGUGGUCCCCCAGCCCCUCCAUCCCCUACCGCCUUCUCUCCACCAUCCCAGGCUGGAAAAAUCCUCUUUUAUCCCAGAUGGAACAUCACCAGCCAGUGUCUGCGU